GUCAAAGAAGUCACAAGACCGCGUGGGCUGAGCUGUGUGCGCGAGGCCACAAAGCAGCUGCAUACACUGUGUCUAACGUCUUCAAAGACACAAGUAGUACCAUGGCUGCGGCGGCCAACGACGGGCAGCACUUUUUGGGCGGAAAGGACAGCGCUUUCCUGUGAUUCCCUUUGCGUUCUCGUCGCGGGAGGAAAGCGCCGCCACACCGAGCUCAUUCUCUCCGCUUUAUUUGUUCUCCACGCGUGCAGCUCGCAUCUCCAGCAGCCUCCAACAGGUCAACAUUCGUGAGCUAACGUCGAAGCUAAGCUAGCGCGACCGCUAGCUUGGCUUGGCCGCCUCCGAGGUUGGCAGCUGCUUCGUGGGGAAUGUUGUCCGUGCUGUCGUACGGGAGACUGGUUGCCAGAGCUGUCAUCGGCGGACUCUCUCAGACGGACGGCCGCGACUACAGCCUGGUGACAGCGAGCUGCGGCUUCGGCAAGGAUUUCCGUAAAGGCAUUCUGAAGAAAGGAAUGUGCUAUGGGGACGACGCAUGCUUCAUCGCCCGACACAAAUCUGCCGAUGUUUUGGGUGUGGCUGACGGAGUAGGAGGCUGGCGAGACUACGGCGUGGACCCGUCGCAGUUCUCCAGCACUUUGAUGAAGACGUGCGAGCGCCUGGUGAAGGAGGGCCGCUUUGUUCCCAGCAGCCCCGUCGGAGUCCUCACCACCAGCUAUUAUGAGCUGCUGCAGAACAAAGUGCCGCUGCUGGGCAGUAGCACAGCCUGCAUUGUGGUGUUGGACCGCCAGAGUCAUCAGCUGCACACAGCCAACUUGGGGGACUCUGGCUUCCUGGUGGUUCGUGGGGGGGAGGUGGUCCACCGCUCCGAUGAGCAGCAGCAUUACUUCAACACGCCCUUCCAACUGUCCAUCGCUCCUCCCGAGGCCGAGGGGGCCGUCCUCAGUGACAGCCCAGAUGCGGCUGACAGCUCGUCCUUUGACGUUCAGCUGGGCGACAUCAUCCUCACCGCCACCGAUGGCCUCUUCGACAACAUGCCUGAUUACAUGAUCCUGCAGGAGCUGAAGAAACUCAAGAGCGCCAACUAUGAGAGCAUUCAGCAGACUGCCCGCAGUAUUGCAGAGCAGGCUCACGACCUGGCCUACGACCCCCACUACAUGUCACCUUUUGCACAGUUUGCCUGUGACAACGGACUCAACGUUCGAGGAGGAAAGCCAGAUGAUAUCACAGUGCUGUUGUCCAUAGUAGCAGAAUACACUGACUAGGUUCAACAUAAGGCUGUGACUGGAUGGACUGCUUGGACUCCUGCUGGACAGGAUGGAGGACUCAGGAUGACAUCAGAUGUUCAUCCCCCCCCCCCCCCUCCCAGCAUGCUGCAGCUGUUCUUUACACCCAAACAUAAGAUGACCAGGUGGAUGUAAAAACAGCAGCAGGUCCUGAAAGAAAAAGCAGCAACUUUGCAAACCGCAAUGGUCCCUGGGUGUUUGCCAGCAAUAGAAGCUUUCACACGAUUGAACGUUUUCGAGUGUUGGGCAAACAGGGAGGGCAUGUCCAUUCAGUUGAGUUGUUCCACUCUUGUAAAUGUUAGAGCAGCUUUGUUCUGGGCUGCCAGAAGGAAAGGAUGCACUUCCUCAGUCGUGUUGAGAAAGGAGCUUGCACUCUAUAGGCUGGUUAAAUGAAUGUGUUAGGGUGGGAUUUGUGUACUGUUGGGAAAAUGAAGUUUCAAGAUGCUUCAUGAACCAGUUGUUGUGCUUAUUGAGACAUUGAGAUGUCACUCUGUUCACCAUAGCACACUGAUGACAUUUUUUAAACCCCCUUACAAUGUUAUGCAGAGGUGUACUUAUUACAAUUUUAUCGACAAAUGUAAUCACUAAGGAGAGUUGGUCAGAGGGUGUAAAAUAUAAUAAUGAAAUAACAAAAUUGACAAGCACUGCUUUAGUGGAAUCUAGGGUCAAUUACAGUGAGUCCAAAAGUACAACUGGUUCAUGAAGCAAAAAUGAAGCUUUAUUUUUCCCAUCACUAGUGUUGCUUUUAGUAGCAAAUUUGUCCAUGGAUGCAGGGAGCAGAUAUUUUGGUUGUUGUAACUAUUUGCCCUAACCCUUCCUUCCAGAUUGAGGUUGAAACAAUCUGAUUUUGUGAAGAAGCAGCCACCUUUUGUAUUUGUAACAUUUAACACUGCAAGGUUCCGACAUGCGUACGUUAUAGUCCAUCAAGGAGGUGGUUUCCCUUUAAUCUCAUGGCUGCUGUGAAAUUGUGACAAAUAUGUAAGAGGAUGUGAAUGCCGAAGGCGCUGCAGGGCAAAAAUCGUGUGGCGGCUUUCAACGCACAAAAGCUGAAGAGAAAGUGUAUUUUUUUUUUUUACUUUAACCAAAUAGUUUACCUUAAACCGACUCAAAACAUAAUUGGCAUUUUUGAUUUGUUGCUGGAGCACCAUAAGAUGCUGCUUCUUUUUAUAUGCAUCACAUAUUGUGUAUCGUGACGACCACACCUUUUUAGUCUAAUAAUUUUCCGUAGUUUGGUAAUGAUGUGCCUUGUAUCCAAUGUUGAUACUGGCAAACAUAAUUCUUUAAAUUCCUCACAGUGUGCCAGUUGGUGAGCUCAAACUGCAAGUAGCCAUGAGUUAAAAUGUCCCCAUCUUGUCCCGCAGUCUUGAAAAUUAGUUUUACCUAUACUUUGCUGAAAUUAUUUUGCUCAAGUCAGUCACAAGCUCUGAGUGACAGUGAUAAAGCCAUCCAUAUAAGAUUCCAGUUUACAAGAUUGCACUAAAGAACUGUUUAUUUAAUUAAGAGAACAUUGGAAGACAAAAGGGAGUCAGAGAAAAGCAUGGAAUGCUAUAUUGGAAAGCAUUAUUACGUGUCUGAGGGCAAUCUUAACGUGACUCGGCAAUUUCCUGGUUGGGUGGUACGGCUACUCCAGACUACUUCCACCGAGAAGAAUUUCUUCGUUGUCCUCCAGACAAGCAAGAGCAUGUCUGUAUAUUUUGAGUGUACACUUCAAUGCAGAUCUGCUGUACAAUAUUUAAAUAAAGAUAGUAUUUAUUA
This is a messenger RNA of Syngnathus acus (greater pipefish), 3035 nucleotides long. It is a transcript of the gene pptc7a, whose product is annotated as protein phosphatase targeting COQ7 a. The record is from RefSeq and is a predicted model, not a curated record. Lineage: Eukaryota; Metazoa; Chordata; Actinopteri; Syngnathiformes; Syngnathidae. The coding region runs from base 366 to 1259 and encodes 297 amino acids. The transcript has 6 exons.